Messenger RNA from Pocillopora meandrina, 8547 nucleotides. The record is from the annotation of a GenBank genome assembly. NCBI's taxonomy places the organism in Eukaryota, Metazoa, Cnidaria, Anthozoa, Scleractinia, Pocilloporidae.
GGGUAAUCCAUAAUGGCGGACGACGUGAGUGUGUUUUUAUUAAUUCUCUGGGGAUAAACAAAAACGGUUGUUUGUUAUUUAAAAGAGCGUUUACAUUCAGUUUCUCAAUUAAAUCUCUUUGCUCAUUGCUCCAUAAUGGCAAAGAAGAAUUCGAAAGGGAAGACGCAAAAAUGGGAACCAGUAGAAUUGGACGAUCCUUCGUUCUUUGCGGAAUUGGUGCAGGUGGACCAGCUCAGAAGAAGAAAAUAAAAGAACGGCCGCUGCAGGAGGUGAAUUGCUUAAAACGCUUUAAAACAUACCGCAUGGUUAAAUUUAGAAGAUACAAAUGUAAGAUUCACUUCAAGCACGUAGUGAAAUUACCCUUGUAUUUUACGAGAAAUUGGGAAAAAAUUAUCUCUUUAAAUUUUUUUGUUUAUUUAUUUUUUAUUAUAACUCAUCUUUAAUUAUUAAAUGUUGAGGGUUGUCCAAUACAUCCAAAUUGGGUUGAGUCGUUCACAAAUCGACACACCAGAAGUUAAUUAGUGGUUAGGUCAUCUUGUGAUACUGGAAAUCUGAAUAAACCGUGCCUCUUAAGGAUUUUCAAGACGCUUAAUAAUAAUCCUCAACCUGACCCAAAUGGAAUGACUUGUCUCCUGAGUCAGAUUGGGUGUAUUGGACAUGAGAAUCAAAACUAAGAUAACUGCUAGUCAUACCUUAAAUGAGAAAAGAAACAAACAAACAAAAAGAAAAAAAACAACAACAACACUCACCACAAGAACUACAUGGAAAUACAGGAAUUGAUUGAAAUCAUUUUGAGAGCAGUUUGUCCUAAUUUUUUUGAAGACAGCAGACUGCAUUGUCCCAAGGGCUCAUGCAUUUUGUCAGUCUUUACCCAUACAUGCACAAUUAUGUAUAUCUAAGAAUAGAAGCUUCUCUUUGGUUUUCUCUAGAAGUUUGGCUAACGGGGAAAAAAAAAAGCUACAUAGUAUUGUCUUUUGAUUUAAAUCUUCAGGAUAAUCUGGAACAAACAGUUACCAUACCAUCCACACAACUUGAAAAAGCACAAAGAAUGACCAACAGACAAAGGGAAAAAAGAAGAGGAAAAAGAAAAACAAGGCCCAAAGUAAAGCCCAGUCAGAAGAGCAAAACAGAGUAGAAAUGGUCACUGACAAUAGACUGGUGGAAGAUCCUUCAGGUAAGAUUUAAUUUUAGGAAUUAUGGAUGGGAAAUGCACAAAACAAAGUACAAUUUUACUCUAAUGAUUGUCCUUGAAUUUUAUUAUUAAGAAGAGAAUCAAACACAUUUUGUGUAGAUAAUGUUAUCUUGGAAAAGACAUGAUUUUCUAUAAGUAAUGGUAAUUGAACUAAGUGGAGUGCAAUUUGGGCUGAAAUCAUAUGCGUGAUUUCAAAAUCAAACGAGUGCACAGCAUGAGUGCGAUUUGAAAUCACAAGUAUGAUUUCAGACAUGACACGAGGUUCAAUUACCACUUUAUUACAUCCAUUUUGAAAUCACCCAAAUACAGGACUUGGCAAGUUCAAAUAUUUUAUUGCUGCAGUACUGAGCUGGUCUGAAAUGAAAUUCACCCAUUUUUUUUUUUUUUUUUGGGGGGGGGGGGAAAGUAAGAGUUUUGGAAACAAAAGUUGCAAAAUUUGCCACGUGAUACUCUUUGUCUUUCAUUUUCCUGCAAUUUGAUCAGUUACUUUAAACAAGCCUUGAAAUUUGAUUGGUUGUUUUGUUUUUAGUGUAGCCACCUCAUUGGCUGGAAAAAAGAUGUGAUUUAAGGCGAAAAAUGAUGUGAUUCAUCAAUAAAUUGCAUCAAUUAGAGCCAAUCAGAUUACAGGGACCACCAGUGAUUUCAAAAUGGGUAUAAUAAAUAAUGUAAUUUUACUGAUAAGUUUUUUAUUACUGUAUUGUUAUUUAUUAAUUAAGUGUUUAUUAAUUUAGAUUAUGAAACCUUUAUAAACAUAUUUCAUAUCUAUGCAGAUACAAAUAACUUAUUAUGUUCAACUGUAAUAAAAUGAUAUUUCCCACCAACACUAUGAGUUUAAGAUGCAGUCAUAUUUUAUAGCUAAAUCAUUUAUUUUGAAUGAACUAAACUUCAGAGCCCAUGGUAGAUAUUAGUACUUGGGAAGUCCUUGGUACAUACAUACAUACAUAAGCUUCAUUUAUCCUCGGAUUUCAGUGUAGCUUACAAGCUAGUAUCUCCGAUCCUAAUUACUAAUUUUAAAAGUUACAGCAAGAACAAGGCUAAAAAGAGAAAAAAAUAAUUCAUAAUAUAAUAAUAUUAUAAUCAUUAAUAUAAUAAUAUAAUGUAAUAUUAAUGUAAUAGUAACAGAAACCGUGCACUAACAGUUUGCGCUUAAAUUCACUAUAACCUACAGUCUUUCUAAAGUGGUCAGGGAGGGAGUUCCAGUACUUAACAGAUGAAUAGCUAAAAUAAUUUAGACCAUAUGUGGUUGUAAACGGCUUAGGAAGUGAUAAAAUAUUGGUGCCCCUUGGGGAGUAAGCAGUAGAUCUUAGCUUGAUCAGUUGUUUCAAAUAGCACGGAUAUUUACCAAGAUGGAGACAGUUGAAUAUACAAAUCAUCAUAUUUUGUAUCCUCCUGCCUUGUCUAAAAGAUCAUCAUAGUUCGAGUCCCAGUCCUUUAAAACAAAUCUUAAAAUACCUCUAUUUAAAGUGUCCAGUUUAACAGAGUCCUCUGAAUUACAAAAGUGCCAUAUCAUUGAACAGUAGUGAAAAUGGGGUAACAUAAACGUUUUAUAAAGGCGAAGCAUAAUUUCGGUAGAAAUAAGUUUGCCAAAUCUUUUGAAGACACUGAACUGAUUAUUUAUUUUUUUACAUACAGAGGAUAUGUGUUCCUUGAAAUUAAGUUCAUUAUCAAGAAUUAUUCCAAAAAGUUCCAGGCAUCUUGUGGUUGAGAAGGAGAAAGGGUAAUCGGUUUUGCCAAGAACCAUCCCUUGGUGUUUAGCGGGAUUGGCUUUCAUCCCAUUGUCUUCGAACCAUUUGUUUGCUAUUUGUACAUCAUGAUUGAUCCGCUGUUCCAAGGCUACUGGGUCUACGUCAGAUGUGUACAGUUGGCAGUCAUCAGCAUAAGUGUUUAGUUUUACAGAUUUAAUGUGAAAGAUGAGGUCAUUGAGGAACAUGUUGAAAAACAUGGGUCCCAGGACACUGCCUUGAGGCACGCCACGCUUCACGCUCAUCCAAUCCGAAUAAGUAUCACCAAUUUUCACUCGCUGCAUUCUAUCCGUCAAGUAGUCACCGAUAAGGGCACAGCUGGAUUCAUGCAAACCAUACGCUUUCAGUUUCGCUAGUAGCAAAGCAUGAGGUACGGUGUCGGAAGCUUUUGACAAAUCCAUUGAUAUAACCGCCACGAUCUCUUUAUUAUCUAGACUACGCCUCCAGUCCUCAGUCAGCCUAAGCAAAGAUGUCUCACAGCUAUGGUGCCUUCUGUAGGCAGAUACGUAUUCGGACAAUAUGUUUUGGUAAAAGUCGCCCAUUUGAGCUGAAAGCAGCCUCUCGAAAACAUUAUUGAGCGCAGGUAAAACGGUCACUGGUCGAUAAUUGCUUUUGUUCAGUUCAUCGUCCUUUUUAAAUAAAGGAGUAACUUGACCUAAUUUCCAGCGUGACGGAUACUGUCCUGUCCUGAUCGAGUGAUUCAUUAUUGCAGCAAUAGGACCAGCAAUCGCGUUGGCAGACUCUUUUACCAGUCGCGGUGGUAUUCCGUCAUGACCACAGGAUUUGCGGGAGUUGAUUUCGAGUAACAAAGCUUCCACUUGGGUUUUAUUAGUAUAUUGAAAAGCAAAUUUGUUUCUCACAGCGAGCUGUUCAUUGUUGUUGAAAAUCGCCUGAAUGCUAGGAUGCGCAUCCAACUCUUUUCCAUAACUCUGUUCAGUAAUCUCUGGCACGCCGUCCGCGAUGUUGACAAAAUAACUAUUAAAAGCUCCGCCAUUUGUUUUUUGUCUGUUAUCACGACAUCGUGAAUAACUUUCGCGAAUGAAACGUUUCCACAAACGGUUUUUCUGACGAAUAGCUUUGCGCCAUUGUUCAUUCAUAAAGGGAACUUGAUUUCCCCUUAUGCGGACCUGUUUCAAAGGUGCAUGCUCACCAAGAAUGUCUUCGUAUAGACAAUCAAACACGUAGAGCUUAUCGUCAACGUCGUCAAAUAUUUCAGCUACUUGGAAAGGAAAAUUAUGCAAAUCAUGUAGAAAAUGCUGUUUAUCAAAAUUUUUAAGGCUUCUGAAUUGUAUUUUCCGAGAUCGUAUUCUCGGUUCCGAUGCCCUGAGCAUGGCAAACACAAGAGAGUGAUCACUUAUAUUAACAUGGACUACGCCCGAUGACUGUAUUUUUCUCAAGUUGUCAGUGAGAAAAGGUCCAGUAGGGUUUCUGAUGUCUUGGUAAUACGGGUGGCUUCAUGUAUUAAAUUCUUCAAGUCGUAAAUAUCAAGUAGGUUUGCCAUAACUCUACCAUCCCUUGGCGGCUUGUCUGGUAGUAACAUAUCUGAGUUAAAGUCGCCUACGAAAAAGCAGUUACCAGGAAGUAUUGUGAUCGCCUCAAGUAUUGAAGAUAGUUCAAAUUUCCAUAGCGAUUGUGGGAUAGACGCAGAUGUUGGAGGUCUAUAGAAACCGACGAUGGUUUCCCACUUCUUAGCUAUCCUCACCUUCAGCACAAUCGAUUCAGUCUUGUACCGUUCACGCUCACAUAAUCGAAGAUUGGGAAGGUCUUUAAUGACUUUAAAGCAGAGGUCUGCGCGGAUAUAGACCAAUAAACCACCGCCAUGUGUGUUUCUGUCAGCCCUACACAUUCGAUAUCCGGUGACCAUAAAUUGACUAUCUGGAAAACUGGAAUCCAGCUUCGUUUCAGAAAGUACUAAAAUAUCAAACUUUCCUUCUAAUAGCCAAUACUUGACCUCAAAGAAUUUAAAACCUGCAAUAUGGUCCACAUUAACAUGUCCGAUUUUAAUGUUGGUCCAAUGUUUCUUAAUCAAGGCAUCAUAUUCACUCCAUGUUUCAUCGUCGGAACAUGAUCCAGUAGAACUGUUGGUACUUGUGCUGGAGUUUAAACUCGAGUCCGCAAAAGGUAAUUGGCGAAGAGCCUCCAUACAUGACUCACAAGUGUGCGAUGUACUGCCAGACGACUGCAAAAUUAGAUAUUGCUCAGGGGUCACACCACCGCAUUUAAUGUGAGACCACAACGAGCAGCAGUCGCAUAUGGUUGCACGGUGAUUUCUAGCAAUCGUCCGAUCACACUCCUUGCAUUUUUUACGAGAACUGUCAUGGCGGACGGCUGAUUUACAAGUCGAGUUACAUUGCCUGUGAGGUCCUGGAUGAGGAUGAAUGUCUCCACUUCUAACCACAGAAAGAGCAACCGGGUUGAAGGAAGCCGUACAGUUCGAAUAGUACGCCACUCUUGACUUCUGAAACUUCUUGUGAGGUGAGGUGACAAAAUGGCCGCCGAUCCGUGACAUAUGCCUUGGCGAAAUUAGAUUGAAAUCGACCGAGUAUGAGUUGAAAUACUUGAAAAAUUUAUCCCCGUAAUGCACUUGAACAUUCUUCGAGAGCUUGAGAGAGUAUAAGUUGACAGAGAACAAAGCUAACAGCGAAAAACUUAUUAAAAUUACGGACAAGCUCGAAACACGUCUGACCGCCAUAACCACCGCUGACGCUCAUAAGUAACCGAGUAACGGUACGGAAACAGCCAUGCGGAAAGUGAUGAAUGAUGUUCUUCUUAACAUGAACUCUCAGCAAGUCUCACUUAAGGUGUUCCCAAAGAAGUUCAGAGAGGACUCAGUGAACAAAGUUUUACUACACCAACCCCUAUACAGACUCUCUCCCUUCCACCUGCAAUAUUCCACUACAGGGACAUCAUUGAUGCAGCAGAAACAGUGAGUUGAAUCAGAGCAGUUAGAUUGGUGGAGGUCUCCUUUUUUAUGUGUACUGUUUGUGUACUUGGUUUCACAACUGUUUUGAAGAAUCCUUUUUUUUUUUUUGGAGAGGGAGAGAGAGAGGAAAAAAAUAAUUUUCAACAUGUACAUGUGUCUACUAUGAUCUACACCUAGCUCAUUUAGCUCAUUUAUGUGUAAGAAGACUUUCCCACACAUUAUGGCAAACAGUUUCUGUUACUUUAGAGCUGGUCUUUGACCUGAAUUAAUGUCUAAGUAUUAAGUGAUUGUUGAAUAAUUAUAAAUAUGACUUUUGUAAAAGCACUCUUGAGGAGAGCUGUUGAGCUGAAAGUAUGUGUAUGAUGUACCUCUAGAGAGAGAGAGAGAGGACUGACUGACUGACUGACUGAUGGUUAAAUUUUGCUCUCUUAAGAACUAAUGUAAUAGCUCUUCCUUCUUUAUGUAGGCAUUCUAUAUCUUCCUAUAGUUGGUUGAUGGAACAUUAAUUAUACAAAAAUGUGCAUUACAAUAAGAUUGUCAAGAUAAGUCCCUUCAGGUUGUAAGUUUCGUAGUUUUCAUAUCAUUCAUUGGAUAAUGCCUUGAAAUUGUCUGUUGAAGUUAUGAUAAAAUCACUUGGGAGAAGUUUAGCUUCCAGGAAUGGCUGAUUUUUGAGGAGGUUAUUAUUUAAGGAUAUUAAUUUAAAAAUUUAUGUAUUUAUUAGGGUUCAGGUAAAACACAAGCCUUUGGGAUUCUAAUUCUCACCCACAUCCUUGGCCACAAGUCCAGUCAAGAAGCAGGUGAAACUACAAAAAAUACUACCAAAAAUAAUGCUACAAAAGCCACAGAAACUGGUAAUGGAACAUCCAAGCUCAAGAAACCACUCCUGGCAUUGAUAAUGACACCAACCAGAGAAUUGGCUAUACAAAUAAAAAAUCAUCUUAAACAGGCUGCAAAACACACAUCCUUAGAGGUAACAUCAUGUACUUAAAUUGACAAUUUGGAAGUCAUCUCCACAGUUAGAUUCUGUUUUCCCAUUGUUAGAAACUCAAUUAUUACUUUAUUUUAAUUGGCCCAAGUCAAUUUUCUCUCCUGAGCCUUCAAUUUUCCUCUUUUCAGUGGAGCAGAAUGCAAACCUAUCUCUUGUUUGGAAAGCAUUUUUUUAUUUUUUUUGGGAAACAUGAAUUUGUAGCCACAAUAGGCUUAAGCAAUUUAAAUAAUGAUGAGUUAGUGCUGAAAACAUAAACUCUAUUGUUUUUUGGUACCAUAUUCUGGACUGAAAUAUUUAUUUUAUCUUCGCCCCUUCACCAGCAAAGUAUAUAAAAACCCUUUUGUUCAGAGAAUUACAAUCCUAGCCCCUAUGAUGUACCAUUUACCCCCUACCCUCCCCUCCCCUCCCUUGCCGCCCCUUCUAGUCCUGUUUCAACUUGUAUCUUUUAUUGGAGAAAUACCCACCAAACAAAGUACCUCAAAAUUAUUUGAAUCAGUAAACAAUUCCUUUUUUUCAAGAUUGUUGCUGUGGUUGGAGGAAUGGCACCUCAAGAACAACAGAGGCUUUUAAACAAGUAUCCUGAGGUAAUAGUAGCCACCCCGGGAAUACUGUGGGAUUUGAUUUCCGAGGUAAGUACCUCAUGUAUCAUAAGUUGUACUGAUUCACUUUCUUUUAGAGAUCUGAAACAGUCGACACACACUUGUAUAUGUAGGUAUGUUUCUCAUGAGAUCGGUUGUCCUGUGUAGUUUUCAGCAUGAAUUUGGUUUUCCAAUGUCGUGUAAGUUUUUCCUGUAAGCAUUUUCUACUGCUCUGUAAACAUCAAUGCCAGGCGUUUUUUUUCUUUUUCAUAUACCCAACGGUGAAAUUGGAGUGUAGCCUCUUUCUAUCAAAUAGAUGAUUCUAGAGAUAUCUGCUGGCGGCGUUUAAUUUCAGGGUGAAGAGCAUGUCUGCCGUUUGGAGCACUUGAGAUAUCUUGUGAUUGACGAGGCAAACAGAAUGGUGGAGCAAGGCCACUUUCAAGAAUUAUCUUCAAUAUUGGACCUCAUUCAUAGAAAGAGGCAAUGGACUUCAAUUUCCAUCGGAGCUUGAAUUUCUCUCAGGCUUCUCUUUCUGAAAUUAAUGGUUUUCAUGACUGUCAACUUGUAAACUGAAAUUUUAACUUUAAUGUUUCCUUUUCGCAGUGAUUAUGAUGAAGAUGAGGGAACUGCAAAGCGAAGACAUCUACAGAAGUUUAUUUUCUCUGCAACUUUAACUCUUCCAAAGUCGUUUAAGAGGAAAGGAAAAGAAAAGAAGAUCGCAAGUGAAGAAGGCUUUGGUAAAUCACGGCUUAUUUGACUCAGAGUAAUAGAAGCUAGAGAUAGUAUCAACGUUUUUUAUCAGCUAUUACUGAAGGAAUGAAAUGAUUUAAAUAAUCCAUCAUUUAAAACCCGAAAAUUUGCUGCUUUAUGAAGUGUGUCGAAGCUUGUAUUGUGUUGUUUUGUUUUUGUCUUUGUUAUCUAACAUCUUAGUUAAACAUGAUUAAGUUGAUCGGCUUGUGUUCUUCCGUUAACAGCAAUACUCUUUGCAUUUUACAUUUUUAGUGUCGCUGAUGGACAAAGUUGGGCUGCAGAAGAACAGUUUUAAAAUUAUCGAUGUCACCAACAAGAGAGGAUCCGUAGAAACCCUGACAGAAGCAAAGAUCUCAUGUGUAAUUGAAGAGAAG